AUGGGCUUUUCUAGUACCUGUAAAUUUGUUAAUUUAGGACUCAAAACUCGGAUUUUUAGAAAAUUCCGAGGGCAGCCAACUAAGUCUUACGACUGGAUCAGGAAUCAUAUAGAUAAACUUCUGAGAAAUGGUAGAAUAGAAGUUACAUUACCCAGAGCAAAAGAACUUCAACAAUACAUUGAAGAACUUAUAUAUCAUGCAAAAAGAGAUACACACGAAUCUGACCUAAUAGUGGAAUCUGUCAUCAGAACACCCGAAUCGAGGAGCCUGCUAUAUGAAAAAUACAUACCGCUGUAUAAAUAUAGAAACUUCUUUUUUACCAGGGUAAUUAAUCAGUUCAGAUUAAGGCAAAGGGACAGUUCCCCAAUGGCGUUCCUAGAGCUAGUUGAUACAGAAAAUGAAACAUUUCCUGCUAAGCCAGUUGGACAUGAUAAGUUAAAUCAUGUUCUAAAUUUGAUGAAAUUGAACAGAAGAAAUUAUCGCAAAUACUUUAACUAUGGAAGAAAGAACGGACUUGUUGAUGAGGGAGGCAACUUGAUCGAUGAAGUUAAAAUGGAAGAAAAACAGUGGUUUAACAAUGACAACAAUAUAAGUACAGUGGAUAAAAGUAGCUUGGAAGACGAAGAUGUUAGAAAGAGGCUGGAUUCCAUACAAAAAGUUGACGAUAAAAUGAUAAAUGAAAUGUUGGAUCCCCUCCACAAGCCCAAUAAAAAAAUAACGAAAUCACUCAAAUUUAAUCCAUAG
Molecule: messenger RNA, 744 nt
Organism: Theileria orientalis strain Shintoku
Lineage: Eukaryota; Apicomplexa; Aconoidasida; Piroplasmida; Theileriidae
Product: 50S ribosomal protein L17
Exons: 6
Coding region: 1-744 (247 amino acids)
Biological process (GO): translation
Cellular component (GO): ribosome; large ribosomal subunit
Molecular function (GO): structural constituent of ribosome
Source: RefSeq, a predicted model, not a curated record